UUUGAAUUUUGAGGCUUGUGACUUCAUGAAUUUUCAUUAAUUUCUUUCAAAUAUUUCCUAAAUAUUUGAUUAUAUGAAAAGACCUUCAACUUUUGGAUGUGAAUGUACCAGCCCAUUCGUUCAGUCAUUGCGAGGCAAUUCCAAUCAUUUCAGCUUUCACUUCACUCCAGAAAAAGUUUUUUUUAAUUCAUCAUUCGUCGGUUUGAGUCAGUGUCUUCGAGGUUGCAAUCAUAAGGAGCAAUAAUCAACUCUCGAUAAGCAAUUGUUGUGCAACAAUUCACAAAUAAAAAUAAUGCUUGUAAAAGCAGAGUGGAAUGGAGUCCAUAACCAUAGAAAAACGUCCAAGAAUUCAGUCGUGCAACGUUUUCAUCUCAACGAGGAAUCCGAUAGAAUCACAUAAAAUGAAACUGAGUCUAAAAAAUAAUUUAAUUGGCCUGAAACUUUUUAACAAUUUAUUUGACAUCGAUCUUGAAUCAUUAAUAAUUAUACCAGAAUCAUUGUCAUCGUUGAAUGUAUCAGACAAGUAUGUGUCAUUCAGGUUACAAUCUAGUCCAGUUGAUUCAACAGUUGGCACAUUUUCAACAGAAGUCAUCGAUUCUCAGAAAAUAGAGAGGGAAAUUGUAACAGAGAAAUCAGACAUUCAGCUACCUCCAAAAAAUACUCAAUUAUCGUUGGUAUGUAGUUGUUGUAAAAAUAUUCUAAGCAAAUCUGAUAUUAUUUUUAAGCGAGUACUUCCAUUACCGAGUGACGAUUGCGAUCCUUCCCAGUGGUUUUGUUGUUCUCACACUGGAGAUGAUUUUAAUAUAACGACAUUGUUACAACCACGUGACAACGAUUUUUUCUAUGGAUCUCAUUACAGCAUUUUGAGUAGGAAUAUAUUUUUGGAUAAGUACAAAAUUUUUGGGGAAGAUAUUGUGUGCAACAGGUGUUUAACAGUACUAGGCAGCUGUCAUUUGGAAAAUCAUGGGGACGCUAUUAAAUUUUGGAAUUCUUCCCUACAAUUUACGCUGAAAUCGUCACCAUCUGUGUAUUGUAAUGAAACUAAUCCUUGGAUUGACUUCAGAGCAGCUUUUCUACACUGUAUUAACGACGAUAUAUUUAAUACUGAAAUUAAUUUCUUAGCUGUCGAGCAGAAUCGCCAAUAUUUAUUAAUUAUCAAACCGGUGGAAAAAAAUCUUUGUCUUCUGACAGAGUCACUCACCUCUAAAUUGACUAAAAUCACUUUAGUUAAAAAGUUCGUUACAAAGGUGUUGUAUAGAUACGAAAAAUUACAGUGUCCUGUGAAAAAUAACUCAGACGUGAGGAUUUGUAGGAUAAGUGUUAAAAGUAUGAUUGCGGGUAUUGAUAAUUUAAUAAUAUCGUCCCGAAGAAUUCCACCGAUUUAUCGUAAGGUAGAAGUAAACUAUCACGUAGGUUACAUACAAUAAUUUAAAAAAUAACUGUAGCUUGUGCGAAUUAUGUUUCUCAUAUUUUUCUAUUCUCUGUUUAUACAAUUACAGAAAAAAUAUAUUUUCUAGAAUGUU
This is a messenger RNA of Fopius arisanus, 1523 nucleotides long. RefSeq lists its product as uncharacterized. The coding region runs from base 315 to 1427 and encodes 370 amino acids. Lineage: Eukaryota; Metazoa; Arthropoda; Insecta; Hymenoptera; Braconidae. The record is from RefSeq and is a predicted model, not a curated record. The transcript has 2 exons.